AGUGAUUGUCAUGUCACUAUGACAUUGUAGAAAAUCACAAAUAUCAAUGCAUUUUAUCUAUUCAAAGAGCAACAUUAUCUUUUAAAAAUCAAUUCUAUCUGAUUAGGUUGAAAUAUACAAUAGAUAACUUUAUUCCAUCAACGUAUUAUAACUAGUUUGUGUUGGUGCAGUGUGCUUUGGUUGUUAUUUGUUAGUCACAUGAUAGACACAGUGAUAUAAAGUCUUUGUUUUUUGGUUUUGGUAGGAGAAAAAAUUUAUUCGAUAAUGCCAGAUUUAGGAUCAUGUAUACCAUUUCCACUGGAAGAGGAAGCAUUAAAAGAAGUUAUUUCGAAGGCAAAAGAUUGGGCCAUAAUGCAUGGUGCUGCCCUGCGAUCAAAGGUCAAUUUUUCGGAGGAUUCACUUCAGUUUGCGCCGUUCAUUCUAUUGCCAACCUUAUUCCCUCGUCGCGAAUUUGAAAAGGCAGUACGUUUGCAGCCGAUUCUGAACGAGUUGAUGCACUGGGUUGCACAUGAUACGGAAUUUCUUCGUGAAACACUUUCCAACACCAUUAAAGUUGACGAAUUCACUCGAAAAUUAUUCGAGAUUUAUGAAAAGAUUCUAGCCGACAAAGAUUCGACACAAUCAUAUUCAUUGGGACUAUUGAGAUCUGAUUUGAUGCUAGAAUCGUGCUGCACUGACAAAGAUAACCAACGACCAUACUGCUGUUGGAAACAAAUUGAAAUCAAUACCAUCGCUUCUGGAUUUGGACAUUUAGGUCCAAUAAGUAGAGAAAUACAAAGCUUUGUGCUAACGGAAUUGAAUCAUGCUGACAAGGUGAAAAACUUGCCACAAAAUAACGCCUUGGCUGGUUUGUGCGAGGGAAUGAUUGAGGCUUGGAAUCUCAAAGGAAAUCCAAAUGCCGCAAUUUUGUUUAUUAUUGAAGAUGUUACCUACAACAUUUGUGAUCAAAGAUUUCAUGAAUUUUACAUUCGUAAGAUGCAUCCAGAAAUUAAGGUUAUUCGGAAAACAUUGACCGAAGUUCAUCAAUUUGGAUCACUAGGACCAAACAAUGAGCUUAAAAUAAACGAUGUCGAAGUAACCGUUGUGUAUUUCCGUGCUGGUUAUGAGCCUGGACACUAUCCUUCACAAAAUGAGUGGGACGCACGUUAUGUCAUUGAAAAAUCGACUGCAAUAAAAUGUCCAUCAAUUUCGUAUCAUUUGGCUGGUACCAAAAAAGUUCAACAAGCAUUAGCCAAACCGGGUAUCUUAAAGCGAUUCAUCACCGAUGACAUAAAAAUCAAACAAAUCACCGACAUUUUUACCGGACUUUAUGCCAUGGACAGUAAUACAGAUGAAGGACAAACUGCAUUACGUAUGGUGUUGACAGAUCCAGCAAAAUACGUGCUCAAGCCUCAACGAGAAGGGGGCGGAAAUAAUGUUUAUGGCCAUGACAUUCCAAACGCUUUACAAAAAAUGUCAGAUGUUGAGCGUUCUGCUUGGAUUUUAAUGGAGCGUAUUUUUCCACCAAUUUCAAAGGGGUAUAUGAUCCGACCCGGUGGUUCAUUUCCACCGCCACUUGUUGAUUUAGUUUCAGAGCUUGGAAUCUUUGGUGCGGUCAUCGGCGAUAAGAAUGCAAUCGUAUAUAAUUCACACUGUGGCCAUAUGUUACGUACAAAAUUAGAGAAAUCCAAUGAAGGUGGAGUGGCAGCUGGGUCUGGCGCACUUGAUAGCCCGUAUCUGUAUGAUGAUUGAGUCAUCCGAUGAAAUCGCAUUUUGUAAAUUCUAUAUAUUUUUGUUAUGAAGAUCGAACUAUUUACACAACUUUUUUUUUUUCAAAAUAUUUGUUCUGUAUAUGCACAUAAAAUAGCGCAAAGGAAUUUAAUAAAGCGGAAUAUGUAAGAACA
Contarinia nasturtii (swede midge) is the source of this 1883-nucleotide messenger RNA. RefSeq names its product glutathione synthetase-like. Gene Ontology annotation, cellular component: cytosol. The record is from RefSeq and is a predicted model, not a curated record. The coding region runs from base 265 to 1731 and encodes 488 amino acids. Gene Ontology annotation, molecular function: glutathione synthase activity; glutathione binding; ATP binding. Gene Ontology annotation, biological process: glutathione biosynthetic process. The transcript has 9 exons. Lineage: Eukaryota; Metazoa; Arthropoda; Insecta; Diptera; Cecidomyiidae.